AUGGUAGAGGGGCUUGUGAAAACCUUGAAGAGGCUUCAAGAACUGGACAUAACCCUUGAAAUUCUUGCUGAGACUGGAAUUGGCAAAGUGGUAAACUCCUUUCGCAAGCAUGAUGAUGUGGGGGAAGUGGCCAAAACAUUAGUGCAGCGAUGGAAAAAACUUGUUCCAAGUCCAAGUAUUACACAGAAUCAUCCUCCAUCUCCAAAGGAACCAUCCAAGACCGAAAUUCAACAAACGGACCGAGAAGAAAAGAAUCGGGCUUCACAGAAUACAACCUGUUCUGAAAGAAAGUCUAAGAAUGAAAGUUCAGGUUCUGAGCACAAACAUCCAAAGAGUGCUGAGGGUAAAAUUAAAGUGAAGCCAAUCACAAACAAACUGAAAAAUUGCAUGAAUGACCAGAAAGAUGGCACCAAGAAAGACUCCAAUGUGGGCCUCAUAUCGCAGGUUUCAAUCACCGAUAGGAAAUCCUUCCAGCUGAAGGAGAAGCUGAACAGCGACUUGCUUGCUGAGCGAAAGAAUGAAGGCAAGCGUAAAGUUUCUGAUGUAACAAAUAAACAUGGGCCUAAAAUGUCCACAAAAGUUAAAAGUAGCUCUUUGAAGGAAAGGGACUUGAGUGAGGAAAAAAGUGGUAAAGAUAAGAGGAAAGAAAAAUCAGUAGACAUCAGGAAGGACCUUGAGAGUGAUGACUUUGAAAUGCCAUCCAUGUCUUUUGAAGAAUACUUGAGUUAUGAUCUUGAGGCUCCAAAACGGAAGAAGAGAUCAUGUGAAAGUAAAAACCCAAAGCGCAUUAAGCUUGACCAAAAACAGGAUGUCAAAAUGACCAACCCCAGCAUGAAGUCAGGAAGACCCAUAACAGAAGCCCUGACUACAGAGGUCUCAAAGAGAUGUGUGAUGGACUUGCUCAAUGUGCCAUUACCUGCAAUUUCUCCCGAGUGUGAUGAUCCUUCCCAGUAUCAGUACUUCACAGAAAAGAAAGUUGAAGAAAAGGCUGUUGAGGUUUGUGAAGAAGCCGCAGUGUUUACUGGUCAGAGACUGAACAAGAAGAUGCAAGUGUACUCUGGAGCAAAGGUUGUGUUUCUUCCCACCAUGAUGACUUUGUACCAGCAAUGCAUCCGAACACUGCAGAACAAUAUUGAUUCGCUUUAUGAAAUCGGAGGUGUGCCAUUUGAAAUUUUGGAGCCGGUGCUGGAGCGGUGUACGCCAGAGCAGCUGCUGCGGAUUGAAGACUGCAAUCCUGUAUAUAUGGGUGUGACUGAUCACCUAUGGGAGAAGCACUGCCAUCGGGACUUUAGGAACGCUCAGCUUGAGGAGUAUGAGUCUUGGCGGGAGUUGUAUCUUCGGAUCUUUGAGGAACGAGAACGCAAAUUACAAGAGCUCACCAAGAGCAUCGUCUCUGCUCACUCCGGGAAGCCCAAGGGAAGACAGGUGAAGAUGGCGUUUAUUAAUUCAGCUGCCAAGCCACCUAGAAAUGUACGUAUCCAGCAGGAACUCCAUGGCACAGCGGGCCCUGGGCUCCUUCAUGCUGCAGACAAACUCAGUGGAAGAAUUAUGGAGAAUAGAGGUAAACCAAGCUUCACUGAGCCUCCUAAGCCUUUUAACAGUGGAUCAGGAGCCAGUCAGCCCCAAGACUCGCGAAAGAUAAGACGAGUGGCACCAAUGAUGGCCAAGUCUCUGAAAGCCUUUAAGAAGCAGUUUGCACGCAGAUGAAGGAAGGUGGUGAUGGAAUGUAUGGAUUAUGUAUAAAGACUUAUGAACCCAUGGGAACAAUUGUAAGGUACCUUAAUUUUGUCAUGAUUUAGGUUAUUUGCUUUAUUUUUUUUGUUUAGACUGACACUUGAGUAUAUUUUUCUAUGUAGAAGGACAUUUGUGCACUUUCAGUCUGCAUCAAAAACACUACUGAUUGUGCUGUAAUGAAAUUCAC
Neoarius graeffei (lesser salmon catfish) is the source of this 1921-nucleotide messenger RNA. It is a transcript of the gene eloal, whose product is annotated as elongin A, like. The record is from RefSeq and is a predicted model, not a curated record. Bases 1 to 1707 code for a protein of 568 amino acids. Gene Ontology annotation, biological process: transcription elongation by RNA polymerase II. Lineage: Eukaryota; Metazoa; Chordata; Actinopteri; Siluriformes; Ariidae. Gene Ontology annotation, cellular component: elongin complex; nucleus. The transcript has 11 exons.